AAAAACUGAAAAGCCCUCCCCAAGAAAACAGAACGGAGUGAGUGACAGAGAACUACAUCGUCUCACAAGAAGAGAGGCAUAGGAGGCCAAAAUGGCUGUCAUGGAGAGAUUGAAGAUGUUCGUCGUUCAGGAACCAGUGGUCGCAGCUUCCUGCCUCAUCGCUGGCUUUGGCCUAUUCCUUCCAGCUGUUGUGAGGCCAAUGCUGGAUUCCUAUCAAGCUUCCAAGCAACCCCCCCAACCUGCUUUAAGUGAUGUGGUCGCAGGUAUGACUGGUAAAAAGCAAGGGUGAUCCACUCGCGGGCAGGUUUUCUAACUACUUUCCUGUUCGAACUCAUUUUUCAUAGAGUGGGAUGGAGAGAAUAAGACAACUAUAUUAUCCAUGAAUUGAAAGCAUUCCAUUGUGAACAUAUUCCUGUUUUUACAAGCAUUUUCAGCGGUUUCCCUGUCACUGGUUUUAGUUUAGGGGAUGAAUUGAAUAUCGAUCAGCUUAUUUGCCUCAAUAAUAUUGCGUCUUAUUUAGCCAGCA
Neltuma alba is the source of this 526-nucleotide messenger RNA. RefSeq lists its product as uncharacterized. NCBI's taxonomy places the organism in Eukaryota, Viridiplantae, Streptophyta, Magnoliopsida, Fabales, Fabaceae. The transcript has 3 exons. The record is from RefSeq and is a predicted model, not a curated record. The coding region runs from base 92 to 289 and encodes 65 amino acids.